UUUCUUUAGAGCUGGCGGAUCGUCAGAGCUGCCUGGAUACGGUGCGAUGCUUACCCCAGGUUAGAGUUUGUGAGAGUGGAGCAGUGACGCGGAGUUUCAGGAGGAAAUGUUGGCUAUUUGGCCAUGAGAAGCAGCAGAAACUGAUCUCAUCCUGGCAUACAGCACUGUGGAACCCGGCACUUUGGCUGCAUGGCCAGCCAGCCCCCACUGAUGAUGUCAAGCAGUCAUCUGGUCCACUGGAAAACACUGAUCUGAUCUCGGAAGUGGCUGAUUGUGGCAGGAUGUGUCGACGAUGAUGAUGGCAAGAAAGCAAGAUGUCCGCAUUCCCACCUACAACAUCAGCGUGGUGGGAUUAUCUGGGACCGAGAAGGAGAAGGGCCAGUGUGGCAUCGGCAAGUCUUGUCUGUGCAACCGCUUCGUGCGCCCGAGUGCUGAUGAGUUUCACUUGGACCAUACCUCUGUCCUCAGCACCAGUGACUUUGGUGGGCGAGUGGUCAACAACGACCACUUCCUCUACUGGGGGGAAGUUAGCCGCUCCCUGGAGGACUGUGUGGAAUGUAAGAUGCACAUUGUGGAGCAGACUGAGUUUAUCGAUGAUCAGACUUUUCAGCCUCAUCGAAGCACUGCCCUGCAGCCCUAUAUCAAGAGAGCUGCUGCAACCAAGCUUGCCUCAGCUGAAAAACUCAUGUACUUUUGCACUGACCAGCUGGGGCUGGAGCAGGACUUUGAGCAGAAACAAAUGCCAGACGGAAAGCUGCUGAUCGAUGGUUUUCUUCUUGGUAUUGAUGUUAGCCGGGGCAUGAAUAGGAACUUUGAUGACCAGCUCAAGUUUGUCUCCAAUCUCUACAAUCAGCUUGCAAAAACAAAAAAGCCCAUCGUGGUGGUCCUGACUAAAUGUGAUGAGGGUGUCGAGCGGUACAUUAGAGAUGCACAUACUUUUGCCUUAAGCAAAAAGAACCUCCAGGUCGUGGAGACCUCAGCGAGAUCCAAUGUAAACGUGGACUUGGCUUUCAGCACCUUAGUGCAGCUCAUUGAUAAAAGUCGGGGAAAGACGAAAAUCAUUCCUUAUUUUGAGGCCCUCAAGCAGCAGAGUCAGCAGAUAGCUACGGCAAAAGACAAGUAUGAGUGGCUGGUGAGUCGCAUUGUGAAAAACCACAAUGAGAACUGGCCGAGUGUCAACCGAAAGAUGCAGACCUCUCCAGAGUACCAGGACUACGUCUACCUGGAAGGGACUCAGAAAGCCAAGAAGCUGUUUCUGCAGCACAUCCACCGGCUCAAGCACGAGCAUAUCGAGCGCAGGAGAAAGCUGUACCUGGCAGCCCUGCCGCUAGCGUUCGAGGCUCUGAUACCUAAUCUAGAUGAAAUAGACCACCUCAGCUGCAUAAAAGCCAAAAAGCUCCUAGAAACCAAGCCAGAAUUCUUGAAGUGGUUUGUUGUGCUUGAAGAGACACCGUGGGAUGCCACCAGCCACAUCGACAACAUGGAAAACGAACGGAUUCCCUUCGACCUAAUGGAUACCGUCCCUGCAGAGCAGCUGUACGAGGCCCACUUAGAGAAGCUGAGGAACGAGAGGAAAAGAGCUGAGAUGAGGAGGGCAUUUAAAGAAAACCUGGAGACUUCUCCUUUCAUAACUCCCGGGAAACCUUGGGAAGAGGCCCGAAGUUUUAUUAUGAAUGAAGAUUUCUACCAGUGGCUGGAAGAGUCUGUAUACCUGGACAUUUAUGGCAAGCACCAAAAGCAAAUUAUAGACAAAGCAAAGGAAGAGUUUCAGGAGCUGCUUUUGGAAUAUUCCGAAUUGUUUUAUGAACUAGAGCUGGAUGCUAAGCCCAGCAAGGAGAAGAUGGGUGUCAUCCAGGAUGUUCUGGGGGAGGAACAGCGAUUUAAAGCAUUACAGAAGCUCCAAGCAGAGCGCGACGCCCUCAUCCUGAAGCACAUUCAUUUCGUUUACCACCCGACGAAGGAGACGUGCCCCAGCUGCCCGUCUUGUGUCGAUGCUAAGAUUGAGCACUUGGUUAGCUCUCGGUUCAUCCGGCCAUCUGACCGGAAUCAGAAAAAUUCCCUCUCUGACCCCAACAUUGAUAGAAUCAACUUGGUUAUCUUGGGCAAAGAUGGCCUUGCCCGAGAGUUGGCCAACGAGAUCCGCGCGCUCUGUACGAAUGAUGACAAGUAUGUGAUAGACGGGAAAAUGUACGAGCUCUCCCUGAGGCCGAUAGAGGGGAACGUCAGGCUUCCUGUGAACUCCUUCCAGACGCCAACCUUCCAGCCCCAUGGCUGUCUCUGCCUUUACAACUCGAAGGAGUCGCUCUCCUAUGUAGUGGAGAGCAUAGAGAAGAGCCGAGAGUCCACCCUUGGCAGGCGGGAUAAUCACUUAGUUCAUCUGCCCCUGACGUUGAUUUUAGUUAACAAGAGAGGUGACACCAGCGGAGAGACCCUGCAUAGCUUAAUACAGCAGGGUCAGCAGAUCGCCAGCAAACUGCAGUGCGUCUUUCUCGACCCUGCAUCUGCUGGCAUCGGCUACGGACGCAACAUCAAUGAGAAGCAAAUCAGUCAGGUUUUGAAGGGGCUCCUGGACUCGAAGCGUAACUUAAACCUGGUUAGUUCUACCGCUAGCAUCAAAGACUUGGCCGAUGUGGAUCUGCGGAUCGUUAUGUGUCUGAUGUGUGGAGACCCUUUUAGUGCGGACGAUAUCCUCUUUCCUGUCCUUCAGUCCCAGACCUGUAAGUCUUCCCAUUGUGGAAGCAACAACUCAGUCUUACUUGAACUACCAAUCGGACUCCACAAGAAGCGCAUCGAACUGUCUAUCCUGUCCUACCAUUCCUCGUUCAGCAUCAGAAAGAGCCGGUUGGUCCAUGGGUACAUUGUUUUCUAUUCAGCCAAGCGUAAGGCCUCCUUGGCUAUGCUGCGUGCCUUUCUCUGUGAAGUGCAGGAUAUCAUCCCCAUUCAGCUGGUCGCACUCACUGACGGCGCUAUCGAUGUCCUGGACAAUGACUUCAGUCGGGAGCAGCUGACGGAGGGGGAGGAGAUUGCUCAAGAGAUCGACGGAAGGUUCACAAGCAUCCCCUGUAGCCAGCCCCAGCAUAAACUGGAGAUUUUUCACCCGUUUUUUAAAGAUGUGGUGGAGAAGAAGAACAUAAUCGAGGCGACUCAUAUGUACGAUAACGCUGCCGAGGCCUGUAGCACCACGGAAGAGGUGUUCAACUCCCCCCGGGCAGGGUCGCCACUCUGCAACUCCAACCUGCAGGAUUCGGAGGAGGAUAUCGAGCCCCCGUCUUACAGCCUGUUUCGAGAAGACACAGCACUGCCCUCUCUGUCCAAAGACCACUCUAAGCUCUCUAUGGAACUGGAGGGAAAUGACGGACUGUCUUUCAUCAUGAGCAAUUUUGAGAGUAAACUGAACAACAAAGUACCUCCGCCAGUCAAGCCAAAGCCUCCUGUCCAUUUCGAAAUCACCAAGGGGGAUCUGUCCUACUUAGACCAAGGCCACAGGGACGGGCAGAGGAAGUCCGUGUCUUCCAGCCCCUGGCUGCCCCAGGAUGGGUUCGAUCCCUCCGACUACGCUGAACCCAUGGAUGCUGUGGUCAAGCCGAGGAACGAAGAAGAGAACAUAUACUCUGUGCCCCAUGACAGCACCCAAGGCAAAAUCAUCACCAUCCGGAAUAUCAACAAAGCCCAGUCCAAUGGCAGCGGGAACGGCUCCGACAGCGAGAUGGACACCAGCUCCCUAGAGCGCAGCCGCAAGGUCUCCACCGUGAGUAAGCCGGUGCUAUACAGGACGAGAUGCACUCGGCUGGGGAGGUUCGCCAGUUACCGGACCAGCUUCAGCGUGGGCAGCGAUGAUGAGCUGGGGCCCAUCCGGAAGAAAGAGGAGGAUCAGGCAUCCCAGGGCUACAAAGGGGACAACGCUGUCAUUCCCUACGAGACAGACGAAGACCCGAGGAGGAGGAACAUCCUCCGCAGCCUGAGGAGGAACACUAAGAAACCAAAGCCCAAACCCCGGCCAUCCAUCACGAAGGCGACCUGGGAGAGUAACUAUUUCGGAGUGCCUUUAACAACCGUCGUGACUCCAGAGAAGCCGAUCCCCAUUUUUAUUGAAAGAUGUAUUGAGUACAUCGAAGCCACAGGCCUGAGCACCGAAGGCAUCUACCGGGUCAGCGGGAACAAGUCGGAGAUGGAGAGUCUGCAGAGGCAGUUCGACCAAGACCACAAUCUGGACUUGGCAGAGAAAGACUUCACCGUGAACACUGUGGCUGGUGCCAUGAAGAGCUUUUUCUCGGAGCUGCCAGAUCCCCUGGUCCCGUAUAACAUGCAGAUCGAUCUGGUGGAGGCACACAAAAUCAACGACCGGGAGCAGAAAUUGCAUGCCCUUAAGGAGGUAUUGAAGAGAUUCCCAAAGGAGAACCAUGAAGUCUUCAAAUACGUCAUCUCUCACCUGAACAAAGUCAGCCACAACAACAAAGUGAAUCUCAUGACCAGUGAGAACCUCUCCAUCUGCUUCUGGCCCACCCUGAUGAGGCCGGACUUCAGCACCAUGGACGCGCUCACGGCCACGCGCACCUACCAGAAUCAGCCGUCACCCCCUCAGUCGCCUCCGCCCACCCCCCAGUCUCCAAUGCAGCCCCUGCUCCCCUCCCAGCUUCAAGCCGAACACACGCUGUGAGCCACCGCGGCCUGGGGCCAGCGAUAGCCGGUCUCUGACAGGGUGGCAUUCGGCCCUGGGGCAGGAGUGUCCUCUCCUGCCUCCUUCCCAGACCUCAGUGGUGGCACUAGUCAAUGGGCUCCCGCGGGCUGGGCUGUCAGGAGCCCUGAGCCGAGCACCGAGACCUGGGCUGGCUGCCGGUGGCAGGCGCGGGGGCACAC
This is a messenger RNA of Tupaia belangeri chinensis (Chinese tree shrew), 4857 nucleotides long. It is a transcript of the gene ARHGAP35, whose product is annotated as Rho GTPase activating protein 35. Gene Ontology annotation, molecular function: GTP binding; GTPase activity; GTPase activator activity. Gene Ontology annotation, biological process: regulation of axonogenesis; regulation of cell size; Rho protein signal transduction. The record is from RefSeq and is a predicted model, not a curated record. Gene Ontology annotation, cellular component: cytosol. NCBI's taxonomy places the organism in Eukaryota, Metazoa, Chordata, Mammalia, Scandentia, Tupaiidae.